UCGUUUGUGUGCCCGGCGCCGGCGGGCGGUCACGUAGGUUACGCACGGGAGCCGCACUCCGUGCUAUUCCCCUGCCGCCGCGCCCCAAGAGGGGGCCGUGAUGGCGCGGGUCGGCGGCCGGAGGAGCCGCUGACGGCCGGCGUGAGGCACCGAGGAGAGCCCGAGCCGGCGGGGCCCAGAGGCGGCCCUUCUCGCCCAGCUCCAGCCGGCCAAGUCUGUGCCCCCAAACCCCGGGCCCUCUGCGGGAAUGUUCAAAAAUGAGUACCAGGGAGGUGCAUUUGUUGAAAUCUUUAGUGCCCAGGGGAAAAAUCCUGGAGCAAAAUGGAAGAUCUUAGGCAGUCCAUCUGUGAUUUGGAAAGAGUUUGAUAAAGAAGUUAAAAGUUUUGUGUUUAUCCUAGAAGGCAGCAGCCAAACCAACAGGAUUCAGUUACCAAAGGAGAAUAAACAAAUCCUUGGACUGAUCCAGAGGUUUCUUGUACUUCAGAUUUACAUACCCCUGGGACAGGACUUCUCCACUGAAUUACUAAUUACUGACUUAGGAAACAUCAAAAGAAGAUUGUAUUUAUCAACAGUCCAUAAGGAACUGUCCUCAACCCCUCUUCAUGCAAAAAUCCCACUCUUCAUGAUCAAGCGUAAAAUUUGGUGCAAUCUGUGCAUUGACUUGGUCGCAUUCACCAGUGAGAUAUUCAAGGGAGCAGUGUUCCAGUCGUUGGAUGGAAUUAUUGUCUCUGCUAACUGUAAGCUACGGAAGAUCUUCACUUUAAAAUCAAAGCCUCGAGAAACUGCUGAUAAAGAUGAUGAACCCACAGAUAUGAUUCCACGAAGCUGUCAACUUGCAACAGAUGUUCCUCACGUGACACAGCUGCUGAACAUGACAAAAGUCUGCCAAAGUGAAAUAAAAUUUGGAGGUCACCGUCUACGAUCAGCAGAAUCGGAUCAGUUCAUCAACAGAGGGGCAGGCAGCAUUCGGAACAGUAAAAGUCAAGAUGUUUGCCAUAUUGCCUUUGGGUCCAGGGUCCUUGGACCACCUCCACUCUCUGGCAGACUGAAUAACCUGAGGCUCUCCAGUGAGUCAGUUAGAUCCAUUGGGUACAAAAAUAGCCAAUUGUGCCAUCAGCCUACAGUAGAGAAGCAUGUUAACACCCCACAAGUGCCCGCCUUGCAGAUACCUGAGUCUGAGCAGCAAGGAGAGAAAGGAAAUGCUCACCAAAUGAAGCCAACCACGCCUGUUCCUGCAGGGCAGAACAGCAACAGGAGAGCUCGCUUGAAAAGCGCCAGCAGAGAAGAGGCAGAGGCGCACUGUGGUGGUUCCUCAAGAAAUAGCAGGAAUGAAGAGGAAGUAGCCACUGUCCUCAGCAUCUUCAGCCAGCCAAUGGCAGAACCAGUGAGCUCCAGCACCCCAGAACCCCAGGCUCCUGACCAACCAGAUGAGUGGAUAUUUCCUGAAAGCACUUCUCUGACUUCUGAUCCAGCAUGUAGCAGUCAGUCUUCUCUCCUGGAUGGGGACUCAUGCAUUGCUUCACACCUGUGGCUAGAAACCAGCAAGGACAGUGAACCUGACCAGGCAGAGGAAACCCGGAUGGUUCCCAAGAACAUUUUCACCUUUUCAUCGAGACCAAGAUCAGCACCUCAUGGGAAGAGUCAUGCUAUGUCCCCAGAGGGGUACCCAUUCGUUCUGGACCCUAAAGAGGACAGCAGCGUGAGCAGGAGAGACACCAAGUUGGAAGACAAUUUUGACGGCACUGACAGCAGCGAAGAGGAAUAUAACUGGAGGAACUAUCAGCCCAGCCAGAUGAGCGAAUGUGAGCUGCAGAUGCUAGCAAGCCUCCGGCGGCAGCAGAAUGAGGACCUAGAAGACCCUGGAGCUCCUCAUGGCCUGAGCGCAUCCCAGGUGGACAACUGUAAUGUUAGCAUCAGUACCAGCAGUGAUGACACAACCACGUGGAACUCCUGUCUGCCACCUCCUGUCAACCAGGGUCGUCACUAUCAGAAAGAAAUGAAUCAACCUUCUCCAUCGAACCCUCGAGAUUGGUUGGACAUGCUGAGCCCACCAAUUGUCCCUCCCAGUCAGCAGCCGACAGAGCAGCCCCAGGAGUCCUCUGCAAGUGUGAGCAUGCAAGGUGAAGAGGACCUGAGUGCAGAGGAAGACGAGGAGGUGCUGACUCUGUUGUAUGACCCAUGUCUCAACUGCUACUUUGACCCCCAGACUGGGAAAUACUAUGAGUUGGUGUAGCUACCCACCCCCAGGGCAGAAAGUAGCCAUAGCAGAUGGAACAUGACCGCAGCAUGACAACCACAGUGGGAAUGUGACCUGUAUGUCGUGUGGUUGGGCCCAAGGAGUCAAAGGAUUGGAGAGAAGUUCUUGGUAAAUAAGGUCCAAUGUUGAGAACGCCUGCAUUCUCCUUGUAGCUGCGUGUGAGACUUUGAAACUUGCGAAGGAAUUCAUACAGACCCCAGAUCUUAGGUUUUGAAAUUGCUCCUAGUUGUUCAUCCCCAUCCUCUGAGUCUCAUUAUGUUACAUAAGCAAGUUAAAAAUCACUUGUUCAAAUUUUUCCAGUGUUAAUCUGUAAUAAAUGACGGCUUGAUACACUUACAGAGA
Chionomys nivalis (European snow vole) is the source of this 2599-nucleotide messenger RNA. It is a transcript of the gene Cfap20dc, whose product is annotated as CFAP20 domain containing. The transcript is spliced from 16 exons. NCBI's taxonomy places the organism in Eukaryota, Metazoa, Chordata, Mammalia, Rodentia, Cricetidae. Bases 248 to 2233 code for a protein of 661 amino acids. The record is from RefSeq and is a predicted model, not a curated record.